ACUAGCUGUACACUAUGUCUUCAGUGAAGUUUAUAUUCAUAGUUGUCAAAAGGUCAGUUAURUGGUGAGCUACUGUGUUACAUUUCCAAAGAGAAAAGCUGGGUUAAUGGAGUGUAAGCUAUGCUGCUGUGUGCUGUUGUUUAGGUAAUUCAAUCGCAAACAAAAGACUACGUAAUUUAUGCUAAAGUGUCGUCAAUCUCAGCCUGUCAUCAAAGAAGCUUUACAUAGUAGCUUGUAGAUCAUGUUAGAAAAGUUCUAAGGCAGCCUUAUGGCUCUUGACAGCUCUAACACCAAUGUAUCUUCAACGAUAUCUAUAACAGUUGACCCUAGAACUACUGGAGAAACUGCWAUACAAGCUAUAAGUAUGUGCUUGAUUCUGUCAUCUGGUAUCAUUGGUAAUAUACUCAUUCUUCUAGCUAUCUACAUCGACAAGACAUUACAGACUGUAACCAAUGCUUUUGUAGUUAAUUUAGCAUGUGCUGAUCUGUUGUUAUCUUUACUUGGAAUGCCGUUYACAUUAGUUUCUUCUAUAACAUAUGACUGGAUAUUUGGACCRGUUUGGUGUGACAUCAAUGGAAUGGCCAACUCAUUGUUUUGUGUGGCUUCAAUGCUUACAYUAGCUGCAGUUUCUAUUGAUCGAUAUAUAGCUAUCAUACAUCCCUUGCAUUAUACCUCGUACAUGACCAAUAGGAUGGCUGCUGGGAUGAUUAUCUAUAUAUGGUUACAUUCCYUGAUUAUUGCUCUUCUGCCGGUCAUUGGAUGGUCAAAAUACACCUUUUUGAAGAAAGAAUCUAUAUGUACAGUCCACUGGGAACUUGAAAUUUCUUGUACUGUUUUUAUUUUUGUUGUCUGUUUCUUUUUUCCUUUUGCAAUAAUGACUUUUACCUAUUCACGGAUACUGAAGACUGCCUGGAAGCAAUCAAAGAGGAUUGUUCCAGUUACUGGAAGGUUUUCAGARCGUAAAAAGCAUAAAGAAAGACUUGAUUCAAGUACUUGUGAGCCGAUAAGUGUAGGUUCACUAGACUCUGCUAAUCGUGUAAGYAAUACAGGAUCAACUAAUGUCCAUACAUCACUAUCAAAUGAAGACAAUUUUACAAUUCCACCAGAAAAACAACCAGCCAAGAAAACAAAUAUCAACACUGAGAGCAUUGAUGACACAACACCAAGAAUGCAGUCUUUUGGGGGAAGAAGAUUAGUUGAAAAUGUCAAAAACUCACAAGAAUUUACUGAAGCAUAUACUAAACAGAAUUCUACAAGAAGCAAAAGUGGAACAAACGAUGGUUCGACUACUUAUUUGGACACGUUUCCUAGCGAUUACUCGCCUAAUUGUGAUGGUAUUAAUUCAUCCAUGGAGAGUGACUCCUCCGUKACAUUGAAUUCAAGCUCAAUGAAACAGCUAAUUGACAAUCAAAUGACAAUUAAAAACAAUAAUUAUUGUGAAAGUACUGAGGCAUGGACACAAAGGAUCUAURCCAGAGACAGWAGUCCACAGGACAGGGGUGUCCAAGGCAUUGUCCACCAUACCGAGAACUAUUCAAUAAACUAUUCGAGUAAACAGACCAAAGUAAAGAAAGAUGUUUGUAAUGAGAGUUCAAAUUCCGCACCAUACAGCCCUCAUUCCGGCGAUGUCUUCUUUCCAUUAGAAGAUCAAAAAAGCGGAGAAAAAUGUAAUGAAACAGAACAAAAUCGACAGCAAAAUGAUGAAAUUAGWAGCAAACAACAASCUUCAUAUUAUUGGUAUAACAACAGGCUACCACCUUUGAGCGAUAAAACGAARGGMACUUUACAAGAUGRAUCYYYCUCGGCUACGCCUCAAUCAAAAGUUGAUGUGAUAGUAACGUCGGAAAGCCCUUCGCAAUCGCCUCAAGCYACCCCAAAGCGCCGCCGCGUUACUGUUGCAACUUUCGACCACAGCUCACCAAUAACAGCAGAAAGUGAUACUACGAAGCUAAAUGAAAAUACAAACCAUAGCAYUGACACAAGACAAGAAAAUGCAAAUAAUAUCUCAACCUCAACUCCUUGYCUUCAAAAAACACACUCAAAAAYAUCUUUGGACGUUGACAAGSMMCCUAAACGUAAGCUUAGCGCAUUCAGACGACCAAAYAUCCAGGCAUUGAGAAAGAAAAGUAUUAACCCUAACGCUUUGUUAAGGCUUAAACAAGAAAAAAAGGCUGUAAGAACGCUGUUAAUUGUCGUUGGGACGUUUGUUAUCUGUUGGUUGCCACAUUUUAUCGGGAUAUUUUGUAUACUGACCAAGGAGUGCACCUGGCCGGAUCGAUAUUUUGCUAUCACUACGUGGCUUGCRAUGCUAAAUUCYGGCUGCAACCCMGUCAUCUAUGGCGCGAUGAGUAGACAAUUUAGAAAACGAUUUCGACAAAUACUUCAGUGCAAAAGAGGCUUCUUUUGAAGAAACAAUAAAAUCGAUGUCAUUUCCAAGUCAAAAAAAAUACAUGAAAAUUCAAAAAGAUUUUUUUGUGUUACUUGAUUUGCCGCAUUUGUCUUUGGCGUGUCAUGUUAUCCUUUCACAAACAGCUGCCUAAAUCUUCUCUUUUCCUUCCUGCUUCCUUAAUCCUUUGAAUCUGUUGAUAUUUACACACUGUGUUUGUGAUAUACAUUCUUAGGAUUAAUAGAUAGCAAUUAUUGAUUGAUGAAGAACUCAACUACAAUUUUWYAACAAUUAAAWCACAGCASUCUUUCUUUUAUCCYUUUCGAACGUCGAACCUUGCAUGUGCAGAGUUCUAAUGACUUCAAUCGUUUCGCGUUUCGUUUCUCCAAUUCGCAUCGARUUUAAGGGGUGMCCAUGACAUCCGGGGUUUUAGWAAUGCCUUUCAAAUWUUCAAGAUGGCGGMCAUAUCGAAUCUAUGGYACCAACGCAAUUUAUAUUGUAU
Messenger RNA from Exaiptasia diaphana, 2888 nucleotides. Its product is annotated as octopamine receptor. Gene Ontology annotation, biological process: adenylate cyclase-activating adrenergic receptor signaling pathway. Gene Ontology annotation, cellular component: membrane. Gene Ontology annotation, molecular function: G protein-coupled receptor activity. NCBI's taxonomy places the organism in Eukaryota, Metazoa, Cnidaria, Anthozoa, Actiniaria, Aiptasiidae. The record is from RefSeq and is a predicted model, not a curated record. The transcript has a single exon. Bases 269 to 2407 code for a protein of 712 amino acids.